Messenger RNA from Notechis scutatus (mainland tiger snake), 6405 nucleotides. It is a transcript of the gene PRELID3A, whose product is annotated as PRELI domain containing 3A. Gene Ontology annotation, cellular component: mitochondrial intermembrane space. The record is from RefSeq and is a predicted model, not a curated record. Lineage: Eukaryota; Metazoa; Chordata; Lepidosauria; Squamata; Elapidae.
GCCUUUGCCUUGGUGACGCAGAGCUUGACGUCUCCGGCCACAUUCCUAUCCGGGAAGCUGCGUCUUUUCCUUCUGAGCCCAGAAAGCCGGUGCCUUCCGCCGCACAGCCCCAGUCGCCGCCGCCGCCGCCGCUCUUUGUAGGAUGAAGAUCUGGAGUUCAGAACACGAAUUCGGGCAUCCAUGGGAUACUGUAAUAAAAGCUGCAAUGAGAAAAUACCCCAAUCCUAUGAACCCAUCAGUGGUAGGAGUUGAUGUCCUGGACCGAAGCCUUGAUAAUCAAGGAAGGUUACAUAGUCAUCGAUUACUUAGCACAGAAUGGGGUCUACCAAAUAUUGUAAAAGCUAUUUUGGGAACAAAUAGAACUGUUACAUACAUUAAAGAACAUUCAGUAGUUGAUCCUGUGGAAAAGAAAAUGGUAUUGAGCUCCACAAAUAUAACGCUUACAAAUCUUGUAUCAGUGGACGAACGAUUAGUUUACACACCUCAUCCUGAAAAUCCUGAAAAGACUCUUCUAACUCAAGAAGCAAUUAUUACAGUAAAAGGUGUUAGUCUCAGUAGUUAUUUGGAAACUUUAAUGGCCAACACAAUAUCGUCUAAUGCUAGAAAGGGACGUGAAGCUUUAGAAUGGGUGAUUGGUGAACUAACUUCAACACGAGACAGUAUAAAAUCAACAAUGGCAGCUGCUUCGAUGGAAAACUGAUGAACUGUCACAAUCUUUAUUUUUCCAUUUAAUUUUUUGUUAUUGUUGUUGCUGAGGCAAAUACUCCUUACUUUUUGAUAUACAUAAAUAGGCAGGCAGGCAGAGAGACUGAGAGAGUCUGUUAAUUUAUAAUGAGAUUUACAGGACACUUUUUUUUCUUUAACACUGAAGAAUUUUGGGGACCUACUGCAUUAUAAUUAACCUUUUUUUUAAAAAAUAUGGAUUCAAGAUAUAGUUACCUAAUUCCCCGCAGGACAAUGACCUCAAAUUCAAGCUAUUUACAUGGAUUGCAAACUGAAAGAAAGAUUGAAGAUUAGUCUACAUAAAUACCAAGCUGUGUUUUGAUAAAGAGCUAUGUGAAUAUACUUUUGAACGUGCUGCUCUUUUUACUGCUUAAAUCUUAGCAUUUAUUUUUUAAAAGUACAGUUGUAGUUCUUUGUUGAAGUACACAGGUACCAAAAAUAUGGAGAGUCAAGCUGUAGUGGCUAUUUAUUUGGGGUGGGUGGGGUUGGAAUGCCAGUCCAAAAUUGUGUUUUUUAAACUUGAACAAUUUCAAGAUGUAUAGAUUUCAACUCCCAGAAUUCUGGGAGUUGAAAUCCACAUAUCUUAAAGUUACCAAGUUUGAAAAACAUUGAUCCAGAAGAGAUAUAAAGGCAUGCUCUGAUUAAUUUCCUUAAUUUUGCAGCAUGGCCUAUUGUUUUAAAGAAGCCUGUUUGGAGAAUAUACCAAGCAGUGCUUCUUGGCGAGUUACAUUGUUUGUUUCAAGUUUCUGUGGUAUUAUUUUUUUGCAUUGUUUGUAGAGGGCUGAACAAGAAAUGCCAACAUUUUACCUCUUUAUUUAUAUUAAAAGGACUGCUAAACAUAGGGGAGCAGAUAUUUUGCUACAAGAUAGUAAUCUAAAUAUUUUCUUGCCAGCUGAUAUUUAGUGCAUUAUUUAUUUUGAAAUGGAUUUAUUCUAUUCAUUUAUGAAAAGCCAGUUAAUACCUCAGAGGGGAAUACUAGAAAUAACAAAUGGGUAGAGAUAUUUUCAUACCCUUAGGAUAACUUGCUUGUUUAAGUCAUUAUUUCACCUCAUGGAUUAGAAAGUUGAAAAAAGGUUUUCUGUUCCAGUCUGCAUUUCACAUCCUACUGUGAGAAUUGGGCUUAUCCUGUCCAUAGAACUGUAUCUUUCACAUGUUAUGAAACUCAAAAUUAUUGCUCUUUGGAACAAACACCCUUCAUAAAGUUAGUUCAAAUAGUGGUUCCAAAUUUCAAAAUUCAGUGGAAUGUUCUAAUAAAAAUUAGAAAUAGUUUUGAUAAUGAAGACAAAUUGGACAAUAGCUGUUUUAAGUUAUGACAGGAAUCUGUAACUUGUAUGUCAGAGAGGAUGCAGUAAAAAUUGGCUUGAAUAUUACAAAGAAGCUUUCAUGAAAUAGAACUAGUUUUCAGUCAUUUUUAAAGGUAGGUUUUGUUUGCAUAUCAUAUUUCAUAUAAAUUAAGUUUCAUUUUUCUACAAGUAAUUCACUGAGGAAUAAAAACCUGCUUUGUGAUAUUUCUUUAGAAAUUGGAAGCAGGAAACAUUUUAAUUCAUUAGUAUAUCCAAGUAAUUUCAAACCUUUAAAAGGAUAAGAUGUAAGGUACAUAAUUGCUUUAUUUCCAGAGAGUUGUUUCAGAGAAACACAAACUGAAAAAUACCUUUACUAUAGGAAAACUACAAUCCUAUUCCCUAUCCGUAACCCUGCUAAAUUCUUUGUUUCCAAGGCUUUUCCAGUCUAUAGAUUUAUCUACACCACCAUUUUGCAUUUACUGAUUCAUUUGUUGGCAUUACAAUAUAAUUAGCAACACUAAUCGCAGGAAUAAUUCCUUAUGCAUGAAUGAGACCAAUAGGGUCUGUAGUUUCAAAAUGUGCAAGAUGGUGGAUGCAGCAUUGCUGUCUUACUGAUUAGGACAUUUCCUAUGAACCCUGCUGAACAAAGCCCUUCACUAAGAGAAAAGCAAAGCAAAAUGUUGAUAUCCAACUUACUCCACCUCACGUUCUAAUAGGAGAAUUGGCAAGGAAAAUAAUAGUCUUUAAGAUUAUAUUUUCAGGUUUAAUUGAAAAAGUGUAGCCGUUACGCUCUAUACCACUCCCAGCAACUAAUAGUGACUAAAUACAGGUGUCUUUUCAGGUUCAUUGUCUGGCAACGUUACUUGCAUGUUCAAAUGUUUGAUUCAUACUGUCCAUGAAUCCAUCUGGUCCUUAAUUGGUCAUGUAACCUUUUCCUUAUUUGCAUGUGCUUUUUGUUUGCAUUUAAAAAUUCCUCAGUGUAAAUGAAGACAAAGCUAUGUAUCUUCAAAAGAUGGAGAAGAUGUAUUUGGGAUAGAUGAAACUGUUUAUGCCAUGAGCAGAAAUAUCUGUGCAAAUUUUAUUUUCUACCUGAUUGGCUAUUAAAAUAGAAAAAUACUAUCUUCCCUGACAAUGGGGUCCAGUUUCUAGAAUAAAGAAAUCUUGAUUUUAAUGGAGAUGAGCAGACUGAUUAUUAGAAAACAUUUAGUUCAUUUUCUGUUUUGGACAGUCACAUCAAAAUCUCUGGUUUACAUUCUUUUAGUUAAUGUAGAAAACUGCCAUGAUUGAUGAAAGGCAGGAACUACUUUUCAAAUAACAUAACUAGUGAGAGGAGACAUUGAGGCACUCUGUUCAAGAUCUUCAAUAUUUUGUGAUUUGAUUGUAAAUUCUACAAAGUGGCAAAACAUUUGAUCUCAAGUGUUAAAUACCAUAAUUUCUGAAAAUAUGACUCACCUAGGGAUGGCAAAAAAAGUCUUGUUUUUCUUUAAGAAAGCAGUCUGCUUUUACAUCAGUUGUUGAACAGGAUACCGUGUAAUGCUGAGUCAUAAAAACUAAAAAAGCACUAGCAAGGAUAGCAAAUAUUCUAGAAAGAAUCACUAAACUCAAGAGUAAUUAGGAGUACAUAUUUUUUAGUUUUGUGUGACCCAUGGUAUGAAAUACUUAAAUUAAACAAAGGGGAGUAUAUAAAAUUGUGUUUAUAUUUAAUUUAAAACUCUAAUAAAAAGAAAACAAAACAUUAUCUUGGUUUUUUUCCUAAAAGCUAGAAACCAUACAUUCAGACCAACAAUGGUAAUUCUUAUUUCCCUUGAGUUUUAUCUUAUCCAGGCCAAUCCACUCCCAGAAAUAUAAUUUAUAAAAAUGGUCUUAGAAAUUAUAACAUUUUUCAAUGUUAUUUUUGUGUAUGUGCAUGUAAUAGAUAAUUGUGUUCAGGUGAUGAGAGACAACAAAAACAAUAUUACAACUUUUUUAUGAGUUUAAUAAUUCAUAAACUGCAGGUGAAUAUUAUGUAACAGGAAAACAAGCAGAAAAAUAAUUAUUGCCUUUUUCAUUUACAAAUCUUUAUCCAUCAGGGUAUACAGCAUGGUGACAUAAGAAGGUAGAUCUUAAGACAGUUGUGCUUCCUAUUCAAAUCAUUGCCAGGUACCAUUGCAGGUUCAGGAACAGUAAAGAAAACUAAAUGGUGUGCAAUUUUUUUCCUUGUAAGCAUCCUGACUUUUGGUGAUGUUUUAAAAAACAUCUAUGUAGAAGAUAGUAGAAAAAAAUGAUUUUGACUUGUUUCCCAAAACAUAUUGUCUACUGGCAGAGACGCAUAUAUAACUCCUUUUUAUUACCACCGUUUUCUCAUAGUGCAAGAUAAAAGUCAUCAUUGCAGCAAUAAGUACUUUCUGAACAUAAUCAAGGGACGAAAACUUACCCUUUUUAAAAAUAUCACUUUAGCAUACAAUGGCUUUGUUCUAUAUUCUAAAUCCAGCUCUAGUAAACUCAGCUUUCUCUAAUAAUCGUUCAUGCAUUUGAUUUUCAUUUGUUCCUCCUAUUUUUUAUCAUAUUAUGAUUUUCUUGGCCUAGAUGAGUUUCCAGGUGAGCACAGCCCUCUCAGAAAGCAAGAUUUAAAACAUAGAAGAAAGUCAAUGAAGAAAAAAAGGAUAACAAAUUUCCUACAAAUAUACGUCUACAAAGUUUUGUUUUUGCAUAUCUUCAUUUAUGGAAUGCAAAAAAAUAAGUCUUAGGUUAGGAAUAAAAUUAAAAAGUGAAUGUCAUUAUCUUAAUUUGAAUAUAGAGUCAUCUCCAUACAAGUGAAGAAUUAUUGUUUUUGACAGCAGCAGCUUCCAGCAAAGGGUUCUGGCUGGUGGAAAGCUUGAGUACCUAAUUUCUAUACCAGCUCUCUCUGUCAUCUCAUUUCUCCAGUCCUCCAGAUCAGAUUUUGAGAAAUGGGCAUUGGCAAAAAGAAUUGUGCUGGAUAUAUGUGGCUUUUCCCUAUGGAUUCAGCCAAAUCAAGGUCUUCUGUAUUCAGUCAUUAAAGAGACCUUGUAUUUUAAUUCUUAUUUCUCAUAUCUUCAUGCAUAUAAAAAGUGUACAGUUCUAUACAUGCCAAUGGGUUUUGAAGCUUAGUGCAGAUCACAGCAUUGUGAUACGAGGUCAGUCUGCAAUGUCUUAAGAUUUCCUAUGUCUUGCUUGUGAAUAGCAUGGAACUGCAAAAAGACAUUUGCUUGAUGUCCCUUCCUAGUGAGUGGUAGGAUAGGAUUCUGACCCACCCAAGAGUUCAUCUAAUUCUCUUACUGGUUGGAAAGAGUGGUGGCUGCCAGAUCUAAGUUUAGUGAUGGUCUUUUUAAAGUUUCCCACUUUUGGCAAGAACUUAUCUUGGAGCAGGAAAGGGAAAUCAUUGUAAAUCAUAGGAUUGCAAAUAAAUAUAUAACUUGCAAAUGACUUUUAGCAAGUUCAUUUAACUUUGACACGUUACAUGAUGAUCAGAUGUGCUUUCAGAAUCAGUACAGUAAGCCAAGUCUUCUAUUUGAUUUUUCCCUCCUGGGGUGUACUUUUCUUUUGAAAGCGUGUAAUCAUGGAACAUUUGGCUUGUGGGACAGCUUUGUCAUAUUCUCAAACCAAUUAGGCACACAACAUUAUGCAAAGCGUUAAAAAACAAUCACUUCACAAAAUGGACCAGUACCCUUCUGCAUUGACACUGCCAUGUUCUCUGUAAGGCUCAGGACAGAUAUUCUGAAAACCUUUUCUUUUUGCAGAGACACACUGUGAAAGCCUUGAAAGCAGCCAGAUUGCUGGAAGGGUCUGUGCUUUGGCAAAGAAUUAACUUGGGUUUCAAUUACAAAACAAUUUGAGGUAGAGAAAGACAGCCUCAGUUUAAUAAAAUUUCAGUCAGAUGACAACGUUCCUACGAAUGGAUUUGUUUUUUAAUUGAUGGGACCUUGCACUGGAGCCGAUUUUUGAAUUACACGGCAUAUAUUGAUAAGCAAUCACGGGGUGUUAAUUUAUAGAUAUAAGCCCAGAGAUAAAAAUGGAAAAGGGAAGUACUUGAUCUUAAUUUAUACAAUUUCUUCUUCAGUAGGCUUUGCCUUCACAGAAAUAAGCUAUUGAAAUCAGUUCUGACAUUUAUAUUGUGAAUGUAAGCAUAACGUAAUUAUGACGGGUAGUCAUGGAUCAGAAAAAUGGAAAAUAUUACAACCGUCUAUUCAUUUUUCAGCUUGAAGUAUGGAAUUUUGGGGUAAACAUUUUUUUUAGUACAAAUUGGUAAAAUAUUGUCUAUAUACGACUGCUGACUACAGAUAGAACUCAACUUAUAACCAUUAAUUUUAGGACUAUUCAAAGGCACUGAAAAAAGUGACUUAUGAUGAUCCUCAUACUUUUGACUGCUGCAGCCUCCCCAUGGUCAUGUGAUCAAAAUAAA